Molecule: messenger RNA, 1677 nt
Organism: Chrysoperla carnea
Lineage: Eukaryota; Metazoa; Arthropoda; Insecta; Neuroptera; Chrysopidae
Product: acetylcholinesterase 4
Exons: 10
Coding region: 1-1677 (558 amino acids)
Source: RefSeq, a predicted model, not a curated record
AUGACUGUAGUGCAAAUAUAUCCAGAAAAUUAUCCAAACCCAAUUCAUGCAUAUUUGGGAAUACCGUAUGCUUUACCACCAAUCGGAAGUCGGCGAUUUGCUCCGCCAGAAAAACAUCCGGGGUGGAACAAAACAUUAUAUGCAGCAAACAUACCACCAAAUUGUCCACAUUUACCUUCAAAGAGGUCAUCUGCGAUCGAACAGCAUCAGUCACGUUCAUACGAUUCCGAUACUCAAAGUGAAGAUUGUCUUUACUUAAAUAUUUGGACCCCUGUGAUAUCAAAACGCAUGAUGAACACCAGAAUUCCAGUGCUUGUAUUUUUUGAUGGAAAUCACUAUACAAAUGUGAAUGACCUACAUCCAAUCCCUGGACAAGAUUUGGCCGCUGAAGGAAUUGUUGUGAUCACAGCAAAUUAUCGUUUAAAUGUUUUUGGUUUUUUAUGUUUUGGCAAUCAUGAGUCACGCGGUAAUAUGGGUCUGUUUGAUCAAUAUAUGGUCUUAUUGUGGAUACAAGAAAAUAUUAGCCAAUUUGGUGGGGAUCCAAAUAUUGUUACGUUUAUGGGGUAUUCCUCUGGCGCAACUAGUAUUUUGUAUCAUUUGACAUCUCCAAGAACUAAGGAUUUAUUCUCACAUGUGAUAUUAAUGUCGUCGGAUAGCAGUGCAUUAAUCAAUAAUUAUGAAUAUUUAUCAUAUCAAGAACAUGUAAUCAAUAAUUCAUUACAGAUUGCUCAAAAAGUCGGGUGUCCAAUCAGUGAUCAACGACACACGUUGCAAUGCUUACGCUAUAAUACAUCUACUCAAAAAUUAUUAUCAGCCUUUGAGGGAAUAUAUUCUAACAACGAAAAGGCUCAUAAUAAUUACAUACCAAUGCUAGGACCGAUAGUUGAUAAUUUUUUACCAUCAAAAGAUCAAUACAUUAUUCAAAAUCCACUAGAAGCAUUUAAACAUGGACAAUUAUGGAAUAUUCCAAUAUUAAUUGGAUUCAAUAACUUAGAAGUGAUUAAUGUGUUGUACGAUGCACCGAUUAUUGAACAAAUCAAAUUGAUUCAGAAGACAACACAGCCCAUUUAUUUUUAUAUAUUUACAUAUUCCGAUGCUUAUGACUUGAAUGUGUAUCAUUUUAACUUUACAGGUUCGAUACAUGGCAAUGAUCUUCCCUAUUUAUUUGGACCAACAUUAUUUCAACAAAUAACCCGUCGUAGACCCAAAAUUAUUGAGAAAUAUUUAAUGAAACAAAUGAAAGCGUUAUGGUCAAAUUUUAUUAAAAUUGGGCAUCCAACCGUACAAGUGUUCAACACAUCACAAUGGCGUCCUUUCAAUGACAACUCAUACAUACAAAUAAUUGGAGCUUCUUCUUUAUCACAGAAUCAAUUUGAGCCAAACGACAAAACAAAUUUUAAUGUGGACCUCUAUUUACAUGACAUCACUUUUUGGAAUGAUUAUCUUAUCAAAUUCAUACGAGAUUCUUAUCAGUUAUGUAAAUUAUCGUCAUCUUAUUUUAUUCAAAAUAAUUUUACUAUUGAUGCAUUCAAGAAUAAUAAUCAUCACACACAAAUCUAUAGACAUGCAACAUAUACACUGACCGGACUCGUGAUUGCGUUACUAAUUCUAUUGUUUAUAUGCAUUGUUUUAAUUAAACAACGGUCAAAAGAAAGAUUUAAUAAUAUCGAUUUUUAA